Messenger RNA from Eimeria acervulina, 363 nucleotides. RefSeq lists its product as hypothetical. The record is from RefSeq and is a predicted model, not a curated record. The transcript has a single exon. NCBI's taxonomy places the organism in Eukaryota, Apicomplexa, Conoidasida, Eucoccidiorida, Eimeriidae. Bases 1 to 363 code for a protein of 120 amino acids.
AUGAGCAGUAGCAGCAGCAGCGCCAGCAGCAGCAGCAGCAGCGCCAGUAGCAUCAGCAGCGCCAGCACCAGCAGCAGCAGCGCCAGUAGCAGCAGCAGCGCCAGCACCAGCAGCAGCAGCAUCGCCAGCAGCAGCAUCAGCAGCAUCGCCAGCAGCAGCAGCACAAGCCCCAGCCGAAGUAGCAGCACCAGCAGCAGUUGCAGCAGCAGCAGCAGCAACGCCAGCAGCACCAGCAGCAGACAGCAGCAGCAGCGCCAGCAGCAGCACCAACAGCGGCAACAGCGCCAGCAGAGCAGCAGCAGCGGCAGCAGCAGCGGCGGCGGCAGCAGCAACUAUCGCAGCGAUAUCAGUAGCAGCAUUUAA